This is a messenger RNA of Neocloeon triangulifer, 3013 nucleotides long. Its product is annotated as DENN domain-containing protein 2B-like. The coding region runs from base 181 to 2877 and encodes 898 amino acids. NCBI's taxonomy places the organism in Eukaryota, Metazoa, Arthropoda, Insecta, Ephemeroptera, Baetidae. The record is from RefSeq and is a predicted model, not a curated record. The transcript has 12 exons.
CGCCUCUUCUCGCUGCUCCGUACAUAAUUAUGUAUUUAUGUUUAGCGCCCGAGACGGUACGGUAAACAAUGGAGGCAGGAAAUUGAAUCGCGAGCGGUCGUCGUUUUGCAGCGCGAUGCUUCAUCCGAAAGGGGCUCCUUCGACGGACCCGACAGCGAAUGAUGUUUGAGGACGAGUGCGAUGUCAGCAGCUCCGGGUCGCGUUCAGAACAUCAAGAAGCACUUUGAGAGCAAUGUCUCUGCCGAGUCGGCGUUGUACCAGACCGGACACCUGCUGUCCAAGGGUCCGACCUCGCCGACCACGGCCGUCAAGCGCAGUCCCGCCUUCCGCAACGACAGGGUGGCGCCGCGCAAAACGCCCGUCCCGACGCCGCGAGUCGCCUUCCUCGGCGCCGCCAAUCCUCCGAUCAAAAGUGCAGCAGCGGCCAAAGCGUCCAAUGGGACGUACGGCUCGGUCCUCGGACAGCCACGGAUGGGCGUCGCUCUGAAGAAGUCGCAGCAGUACGGACAAGGUGGACAACAGACACGGACGCCUCUCAACAAAGUUUUACCAGUCGAGAGCAACUAUAACAAGCAUGCAGGCAAAAAUCAGAAUACAAAGGCUCCGGAGAUGUCUGGUUCGAAACUGGUCAAAGUGUCUCCGGUGCGAUUUCCUUCGUCAAACGAAAAGACCACCCCUCCGAAAAUGACAACCUUUUCGCCUCAGAAGGGAUCGAAGGUGCAGCAGCUGAGCCGCCAGAUGGAGGACAUUCUCAAGAGCCCCUUGCCGAAAGGUCCACCCCCUCAAAAACCACCCCGGACCUUUGCCCACGGCACGCCGGUGGCGCCGCCACCGGCCGAAAAGCGGCCGCCUGUCCGCUCAGUCAGCGGCCCUCUGCGGCCGGCCACGGUCCGGCGGCCGUCGGUUCCGCCACCCGCCAUGCCACCCCGAUCAAAGACCGAAUCUCAAAUUGUGCGGAAGAAAGGGGCCGGCCGAGGGGGCGCCAGGGCCCUCCUGGCGGCCGCCUGCGUCUGUCCGCCCCCGCAGUAUGCCGACGCCAAAAUCGGCCACCCUGUUGCCGAACUUGCGCGUUCUCACUCGAUGGAACAUGUCUACGCAGUGCCUUUUGUACCCAAACAGGAAGAUGGGGUGCCCAUCCAGGUCAACUCCCCCAGCCACGCCGAAAGGAAUAAACGGGAGGGCCUCUAUUACAUGUCGACGCCGAUCCAGUGGCCGUCGCGACCGAACCACUUGCCUCUCAACUCUAACACGUUCACCCCCCAGCAGCAGCAGGUCAGGGGCCUCAAGUCUCCGCCACCGUGCGCCAAGGUGCUGCCCACCCUCAGGGAGAGCCCCAAGGUCGUCUUGGAACCAAUUGUUGACCAUAACAGGAUCCAAAUGCUGGUGAACGAGGCGUUCAACUCGGUCCAACUGGCCACGCCGGAUCCGUCCACCGACAGCGAGGACUGCCUCACGCCGGGGGAAAGUGAAAUUUCCUUUGCGGACAGAAGCAGCCCUUCCGAGGAUGACACAGACGAAGAGGUGAAGCGGCUUGUUGAGAAGCGAAAGGGUUAUGUGAAGCGCGCCAGCAGCUUUGCCAUUCCGCAGACGCGCGGCAGCCUGGACGCGUCCGAGAACCACUUGUUCGAGUGCAUCCUGCUUGUGGGUCUCAACUUGCACCAGCACUCAAACAACUACCAGCCUUUCAUCAAAUCAAAAUUCCCUGUUAAUGCUCAAGUACCUGAUGAUAUCAAACUGUUUGUAUUCCCCGACGCACAAGAAUGGCCGCCCAUGGAAGGUUCAGAGCACAAAAGGCAGUACUCGAUUGUGCUCACCUCGGACAGUGGGGCUCGCAGUUAUGGCUAUUGCCAGCGAAUUGUUCCAGAGGGGAUGAAUCUCUGCCUGCCUCUUGCCUAUUGCAUUGUCACGAAGCACAAGGCCAGCGGGUUCUUUUACAAGCUUCUGGCUGACUUUGAAUCUCGGCACGGACAGAGCGAAGCUUCAAGACUGUCCCUGCUGUCCUCACUGCAGUUUGAAAAUCUGCCACCUCCCGGAGGUUCCUUGCGAGUGCCUGGGCUGACCAUUCACCGGCCGAUGGACCAGCGGCUGGAAGACUCAGAACUGUCCACCCUCUACUCCAGCCUACCUCACCGACUCAUUCUGCGGUUGGUGGCGUCCGUUCUGCAUGAGCGACAGCUGGUGUUGACCAGCAGCUCCCUCAGCAAACUGACCGCCUGCGUAAUGGCCCUGCAGGCAGCACUUGAGCCCUUCCAGUGGCAGCACACCCUGGUCGCUGCCCUCCCUUCUGACAUGACUGAAAUCUGCCACGCACCCACCCCGUACAUAAUUGGGCUGCUCAAAAGCAAAAGUGGCAAAAUCCCCGACUUUUCUUUAGAAGAGGGAAUUGCGGUUGAUCUUGACUCUGGUAAGACACUGCGGUGUGUGGGUGAUGAAUGUAAAAUCCUGCCUGUGCGGCUACAAAAGGCCUUGUUCAAAGUCUUACAAUUGGCAUCGUCUACAGGCGAGAACGAACCAACAAGAAAUGUUCUCGUCUCUGAGGCAUUUGUCCGGCUUUUUGUCGAGGCGUGUGGACAUUACAAAAACCACGUCGUCACCCAGCAGGAUGGCAGAAUUAUGUUCGAGAGAGAAUCUUUUGUAAAAGCGGUGGAGUCGAAAAGUCUGCAAAUGUUCUUAGAAUGGUUCACAGAAACGUCGCUGUUCUGCACAUUUAUUGACGAUCGAACAAGACGCUCCGUCGUCAAUAGUAUAUUUGAUACACGGGUAUUACAGAAUUUCAAAGAGUCUGAAGAGAACCUGGUUAAAAUUAUCAAAAACCGAAAGGUCAUCAACAAGAAAGUUAAAACUUUUGGUAAUCGAAUAAGAGAUUUAGUGCACUGAUCUUGCUUUUACUCAACUUAUGUAAAUACUGUCGACGGAAGUCAUCAAAUAUGUUGAAACGAAAUAUUUGUAUUGAAGUAAAAUAAAUUUUGAUAUUUUAUAUCAGCUGAGACCAAUUAAAAAAAUCCUCACUUGC